AUGUUUCAUAUAAAAAACAGGAUGAGGUUGCCCUUUUCCACCACUCCACUUUCGCUUGUUUUGAUACUUUCUCCAAUGCUUCUUUGUUUCUUAAUUUCUUUCCAAUUAUUUUUCCAUAAAGAAACGCUUUUUUACUCUUCCUCACAACGACAAUUUAGAUCAGACGAUGGGUUGUAUUAUUACACGCCACCACAUUACAACGACUCUUCUCUCGACGUUCGGAAUUUUGUAUAUACUGGUGUGUGUAAUAAAGUAUUCAAAUAUAAACCAAAUAACCGCCGCGACUUGUGGUUAACUGCCGUUGGCUUUCGCGACGAGCUUUACUGGCAGAAUAUCAAGAAGGACACCCGACUUGCGUUUGGUCUUUCACAGUCUUCCAUUCCAAGUGCUGACCGUGUUUCUUUAUUAUUAGAAGGACUUCAAUUUGACGAAUUUUACUCAGCAGCGAAACAAUAUGGCGUCCGUGUUGAGGUUGUAAAAUUCACCAAAGAUGGACAAGACGCGACACGACGGUUUUUGGCGUACUUAGACUUUCUAAAGAAAAACAAGGGGAAGUACGACCGAGUACUAAUCAGUGACCAACGAGACGUUUUCAUAUUUGCGGACUUCUUCAGCACGUUCUCACAAGACGAUUUGAUCUUUGCUGCGGAGUGCGAGUAUGGUGGAGUCAAUUGUAUUCGAUUUGAUGAGAUAAAUAACUUCAAAGCAAUUGAACAAGCGUAUGGCGUAGACGAAGCCAAUAGAUUUAAGAACAACAGAUCGAUUUUAAUUAACGUGGGAACAGUGUUUGGAGGGGUAGAUAGAGUAGAAAAGUACUUAGAAAGGAUGGUGAGUAAUAUUGAUGAAAAGGAGUGGGGAAGGUGGUAUUAUGACCAAGCACUUCAUAAUCACGUGUUUUAUACAUAUUAUUAUAAUAAUAAACUAGAAAAUAUAACAGUGGAAACGUGUACUCAAAGAUUCUGUUUCAGAGAGAAAAACACUAUUGUAUACAACAAAGUAAGAAAAACUCUGAAAACUAAAAACACGGGAUGCUCACCUGUAUUAAGACAUAAAAUCGCAGCUAAAGGUUUUUAUAUUGACGCAGACUGGUAUAAAGGAAAACUUAAUAUCAUUAAAUAA
Messenger RNA from Entamoeba invadens IP1, 1119 nucleotides. RefSeq lists its product as hypothetical. Bases 1 to 1119 code for a protein of 372 amino acids. The transcript has a single exon. The record is from RefSeq and is a predicted model, not a curated record. NCBI's taxonomy places the organism in Eukaryota, Evosea, Mastigamoebida, Endamoebidae.